UAAAACAUGCCUGGAUUUUUAGUGUGUUUUGAACUGUUUCUUGAUACGGUGAUGGCAGAAGAAAGAAAGUUCGUUAGUACGCCCACUUUUCGACUACUCACCGUCCUGUCCCCCCCCGAAAGUGGCGUAUUGCUUGCUCAGUAGUCUGGGAGACACACCAUAUCUAUACGAGUCCGGCUUGAUCUCCAGCAACCGCUCGGACCCGGCAACACAAAAACAUUGGCCGACCGGAAGAGAACAACAAUGAGUACCAGAACCCAUGAAAGCACCGAUGACGCCCGCAACGACGACGUCCCCGUGACAAGCAGACUUGCGGAGUUGGAAGUUCGCCGGAAGAUGCUCGUGUCGGCCAUGUCGAAAUUUCGCGACACUAGGAACUCGGAGCUUUUUCGGGUGCUCAGGAGCAACGAUUCCGAAGAUUCGCGUGGGCCGUCGUCCGGAAGCAAUAUCAGGGACGAUCCUGGUGGAAACGAUGUCGGAUCCGAUGGCUUUCCCUCGGAUGCAGCAUUUACGACAACAAGAAAUUUCAACGAAAAAUCCAAAGAAAAAGUUCACUUCGCUAAGAAGAAAACCCAAUUGUUGUCUUCGUUGUAUCGACGGCAAUCAUUAUCCAAAGCAGACCAUACCACGGCUGAAGAAGAAACGCAAUGUUUCCUCUCCGUAGUGGAAGGCGAUGGUGAAUGCGAUAAACGGAAAUCUAUUCCGUCUGCACGACCAGUGCUGAUGGCUUUGUCUUCUAGGACUGAUCAACGGCAAAAUUACCAAACAUGCGCUGCUGCUUCUAUCGAAAAAACUGAAAAGUAUUCAAAAUCGAAAACCCAAACAAUCGAUAACAUAGUUCCAGAUAUCCAAGAAAACAGAAAUAUGGGUCUCGUUCAAGUGGAGGAACGUCGACAUGAACCGGUCAAACAAAACUAUGAUUUCGAAAAUACUAUCCCAGUAGGAGAAAGCAGUGAAGGGGAUACUAGCAUUUCAGAAAGAAAAAUGAAUCUUUCACCACAGAACAUGGGUCUUGAUGAAAACGUAGGUCCAGAUCUAGGCAUAGUUUUGGACAAGGAUUUUGAUACAGCAUUAAACAAUCGUGACAGGAAAGAAUCUAGCGAAAUCAUUAAUUACAACAGUUUGGAUUUCGAGGCAUUGAUGCAGGACAGUAUAACUCAUGCAAGUUCAGACCAAACAGCAACCGAGGAAAGUAUCCAGCCUGAUUCGAUCUCUGAUGACGGAUGCGAAUCAAAUUUCGACAUUGAAUUGGAAAAGAAACUUGACUUGAUGAUUUUAGAAAAUCCAUUGUGGCGGAAGGCGAUGCAAGACACGUAUACGAAAGAAGAUAUAUCUGCCACACAAAAAGUAGGAGAGAGCAAAACUUCUACACCAACAGAUCUAAUAGAGGGUUCAGGUGGCUCAUCCAAGAUUUUUGACGAGAGCAACGUUGUUAAUGACAAGCAGAAGAAAGAAAUGAAAAAAGAGCCCUAUACGGCCGUCCAAUACCUACAAUCAAACCAAUGGUCGUGUGUCCGUCCCGAUGCUGGAGAUCUGGAGACACCACUAGCGUCGAAUGUCAGGAAACCUGAUCAGGAUGGAGUUGGUGUGACAAAAGGCUUCAGUAAAUAUCCUUCAAGAUCGCAACCUACAUCCUUGCCCACAUUACAUUCCAAAGAUGAUGGUAAUGGCAAUGCUACCAAUGUUGACGAGGAGUAUUCCGGAAAUAACUCUGCAAAUCCAUUAGAUCUGCCACGGUUCCCUGCGAUUUCAACUGAUUUUACCGUCGAUUCGAUUGCAUUAACGUCAACUGUACAGACAAAUGUGGAAAGUCUAGGCGACGAAAGUUUAGUGACAAGGAAUAUGAUCAAUGCCGGUACAGAUCCUCUUAGUAGAGAUAGCGAGGACACCGGCCGGGUCGUUGAUGAGAACAGCACUUUCAGUACAAAAGCCAUUCAAGGUUUUUGUGCGGAUGACAUCAAGAAGUUUUUCGCAAAACCAUCGAUUCUCUUUCAAUGCACAGGUCCCGUUGCGAUUCACAGUGUUUCUUCGCCCAGCCAUGGUAUCUUUGGUGACACGGGGUCGGAAACAGAGAAGAGGUAGCAAAUAUUUAAUCUAGAGGACACGGUAAAAUUCGGAACAAGAAUAAAAUACUCAUCUAUUC
Molecule: messenger RNA, 2143 nt
Organism: Pseudo-nitzschia multistriata
Lineage: Eukaryota; Bacillariophyta; Bacillariophyceae; Bacillariales; Bacillariaceae
Source: the annotation of a GenBank genome assembly